UAGAAUGGUCAGCCCGGUCAACCGGCCUGAAUAAUUUUGGCAGCCCAGCCGGCCCGAGGGUUUGGCAUUGGCCCGUAUCACUAGUGAUUGGACACAUUGGACCUCAUAGAAAGAAAUUCGGUUGA
This is a messenger RNA of Dentiscutata erythropus, 125 nucleotides long. The record is from the annotation of a GenBank genome assembly. Lineage: Eukaryota; Fungi; Glomeromycota; Glomeromycetes; Diversisporales; Gigasporaceae.